AUGGCCGCCAUGGUCCCGAACGUCGUUGUCGUCGUUGAUUAGUUGGGCAAUCGACGAGGGGGGUCAAGGUAUUUAAUCAAGGUUGCUAAAUGCUGACAGUGCACGUUAAUUAGACGCGCGUCUCAGCACCAUUAAUUCGCAGCGACCAGACUCGCGCUUCGCUGCCACGUACUUCCGGGACAUCGGACGAUCUUUCCAUUCAUUUUUUUCUCAUUUUUUUUCUAUACACAAUUUUCUCGCACGCGGCGCGUGAUAAGAUAAGGGAAUCCCUCCUUAAUCUUUCCUCUAGUGCCCUCCUUCCACCUGUGGAUGCGGUUUGCCUGUCGUCGGAAGGAAUGCACCAUCCCUUUGUUGCUGAGCGUAUCCUCUCGCGUAAGCUAAUUUCGAGCUUUAAAGAGUGAUUCGCGUGUCGCGAUUGGAUUCCGCUUGAAAAGCUUGACAGCGAUAAGUUUCACUCUUCGCUGCCGGGUAAGUUGAAUGAUGGCGAGCGAUCUGUCGAGCGGCUGCACGGACACGAUCGACAUCCUAGACGACGAGAAGGAGGAGGGUGAGAUCUCGUUGGAGGAUGUCAGCUCGUCCGAGGAGGGCGGGAUGGGCCACUUAACCAGCAGCUACGUCGUCGGCAGGACGCGCCCGUGCCCCGACUGCAAGUCCUGGGGCGAAUGCGCGACCUGGUGCAACGCGACGUAUCAUCCUAAGAACAGGAGAGAUCCAGUCAAAGGGAAGGAAAAUCGUCACCAUGUCAGGGAAACGGGAUGUGCCGCAACGAAGCACGUGGCGUCGACGUUGCAAGAGAAAAACGACGACGACGACCUAGUGCCUAUCUCUAGCGACAGCGACAUGGAAAUCGUCGGUCUCACAGACACGUCCAAUCGAGCGAAAGCCAAAGUAAAAAAGAAAAAGCGUAAAAAAAGGAAAUACGAACCCCUCACUCUCGACGAGUUGCUUUCUCCGUCCUCCAUCGAUCUGUCUAUAGCAGAAGUCGGCGCGCUGAAAAUAUAUAGGGAAGUAAGUCCGGCGCACAGACCGAGCGGCAGAUCAAAGAUGAUUACAAAAUCGCCGGUUCGAAGAUACAGAUCGCCAGUGGUGGCACGAGCGUCGUUCCAAUCGUCCCGAUCUCCAGUGAGUCAUCCCAGAUCGCCGAUACAGAAGAGAUCCCUGCGAAACGCCAGAUCGCCGAAACGUAGUCCCCGGCGUCACUCGCCCGUGAGAGCGGCGAAGAGACCGCCGCCGAAGCUGAGCUCGCCGCCGUUCGCUCGUUCCCAUGUCUCAGAGAGACACGACGACGUGACGCGGUUGUUGAAAAAGGUCAAGCACCUGGAUUCCUCCAUAACCACGCACUCGUCGGAGCCGAGCGUCAACCGGAGUAAAGAAUCGUCGUCGCUGAAGGAAAAGCUGUCGAACAUACUAAAGGGAGCUGGCAUCGACGACCACGCUGUGCAACUCAAGGAAAAAUUGAAGUCCGAGACGAUCAAUGACGCCGACGACGAGGAAGAUCUAGCGUUGCUGCGACAAAAGGCAUUGGAAACAAAGCAGAAGAAGUCUAACGGAUCUUCGGACCAUCUGACGGAUGUAGAAUCGGAGAACAGAUCGGCCGACGACAGAGUGAAUGACGAUCAGGACGAGGAGGCUUUGCAGCUGCGAAUGAUCGCGCUCCGCUCGGCGGUAAUGAAGAAACAUCAGAAUCGGGUUCAGCGUGGCAUUAAGGCCAAGAGAUCCACCCGCAGCGAGAGUCCGUUUAGUUCGAGUUUCCUCGACGACAUCCCCGUGCCCGGCGACGAGCUGUUGAAGUAUGCGUCGCCGCCGUGCACACCGCCGUGCGACAGCAAUCACAUCGAGGACAUGGAUCUGGACACCGACGUCGAGAGGGAGAAGGAGAAGCUGCCGUACUCGCCGACCGACAAAAUCGAGAACAUAUCUAUCGACACAGCGUUGCUCGGUAUCGAGCCAUCCGACGUGUCGUUCAUUAACGUAAACGAGACGAUCGGUAGCCCGGUCUUCGACGACGCGCAGGACGAACUCGCGACGAACAGGGUCACGCCUUACUACGACGGGACUUACUUGCCUUACCAGGUACCACCGGCUACGCAGUACUGUUCGUAUUCGCCAUCGCGGUACGGCAGCGAGACAUACCAUUCGGAUCUUAACAACGCGGUCGGAAAAGGGCCAGAAAAUCUUCAUGGCGACGAUGUCGUAUGUGAUCUGAUAGAUGGAAUUUGCUGUCAGGAAGGAACCUAUUCCUCGACGAGCAUCAUGUCGAAUACAUCUCACGCUCUUCCAGCGUCUGAGAGUCUUCUCGCGCCUUCUGUCUCUCCCCACGACACUCUCGCUUCUUCGCCUCAGAUGCAGCAGAUCGUGGAGCAACCCACCAACGACGGUAUUGUAUUUGUGAAUGUGAACUCCGCAUUCAGAAAUGGCAAGUCUGUCUACGAAACGCAGACAACUCCCGAAUAUUCCGUUACAGGUGCUCCAACAACAACGGUGUAUGCUGAAUCAAUGUCGCCUAACGAAUCGAUGAUAACGAUCGACGAUCUUCCGGAGAACGACGCGGAUCCGUUGAGCUCUCCCAACGUCGCUCUUGGCGACGAUAGAAAUUUACCGGCCACGGAAUACAUUCCAAAGGAAGCGGCACCGUGUCGAGCCGCCGCGGAGGAACCUCUGUAUAUGCAAGGUAUUCCAGAUAUUACUAAGGAAACGAAUAAGAUACCAACGUUGAUCAAUAGGACGCUGGUACCCGCGCCGAUCUUAAGAUCGAACAGGCAGUUGCGACGACAAACGCGUCAGGACGCGCUUCUGAAGAAGCGCGAAACGCCGAUUUCGGAGCCGACUUUUAAGAGUGCUGAGAUGCAACCGGUGACCAUUACUGCCACGGAUGCGAGUAGCAGCGUCUUCAAGCCGAUAAAAUUGCAAGUAGCGAAAAAAUCCGCGCCCGUAUUGUCGGCGUCUGCCACAUUCGACGAUUCGAUGAACGAGUCUCUGGAUGUGUUAGAGAAUCAAAAAGAUUCGCCUGGAAAAAAUCACGAGGCAAGUGAGCCGCAACAUCCUGAGACAUCCGUCGGUACACCAUCCGCGAGUAGUAAAGCCGCUCCAACGCGGAGCAAGAAGCGGAAACGCGCCAAAAAGAACUGCCGCAAAAGUCCUGACACCGCGCAAUUGCUUGAGAAAGAAAAAAGCCCAUGUUUGGAUGCUGGUGUAAAUAAAAAUACGGAUAUUGUGGAUGCGUCCGUUCCAGAUCGACAAACUGUAACCGAAUCAGAUCAGAGCAAAAGCAACGAUAAUGCUGAUGCGCAGGAGAGCUCGAUGGGAAAUGGAGAAUCGUUAAGAUUGCAAAGUGUCACUGAUACUCAGGAGCCUGUUAACUCCGAUGAUGUUUUGACAAAGAGGAGAGAUAAGGACAAGAACAAUUACACGGCGCUGUCAGUGCGCAUUGAACAAUCGCAAGAGGAACAGAUCGAAUCACAUUGUUUGUCAACAAAUCCCGCGCCAGACAAUUCCGACUCUACUAGCGUGUCUGACAAAGCCAUCAAUACGAUGAAAAGCGAUAGCAAUAGGAGACAAAGCAUUGACGAGGACGAGGACGAGUUACGCGCCAUCUUACUAGCUUCUCUAAAACGAACGAAGUCAACAGAUAUCAGUCCUUCAGUUAUCCCAGUCAUUUCUGUUACAAGCUCUGCUGCGACGAAUGUCCAAACGCCUGCAUUAAAAACGUUGGCAGGUACCAUGCCAUCCGCGGCUAACGCGACGAGCACGGCGAGCAAUAACGCUUCGUCGUUACCGUCGAGACCAUUAACUUCGUUGGAAACCGUAAAGAAGAAGAUUAACGACGUACCCGUCUCGGUGCAAAAUGGAAGCAGGAAAAGAAGCAGCAGUCUGGACACAGCAAAGAGUCUGCCGAAGAAAAUGGCGAGAAAAACGCUCACGAGCACGAAAGUGGUGAACAACGCUAAGAAAAAAUAUCAGAAUAUGAUUGUGCAGAGGAGGCUGAAUCUACGAAAGCUCGAUAACAGUUCCUCGAUAACGAAUUCUAAUGAGAAUGUGUGGCCCAACGCUGGCGCAUCAAAGAUAUCGUUACACGCACCCGACACUCAGCGAUUUGUGAUAAGUUUAGGUUCCGACUCGGACAGCGAGUCCGAGGAUGAGAGAAACGAGCCUGUUCCCGUCGCAGAGAAGCAUCAGAUGCCUCAGGAGAUCCCCGCCGACUUUGAGAAGAACUUGAAUAAGUUUCUGCGCGACGUGAGAACCGAACAGGAACAAUCCGCGGCCGCAGCAAAGUCAUCCAGUUCGGCCACGCAAGCGACAAAACAAGACGUGCCAUCAACGGAUAAGGGUCCAUCUAAUAUGCACACGCCAUUGGCUGUGAGGCACCUUCCUGUAUCACAGCAAGAGGAAUAUCGUCGAUUGAAGCAACAGAUCUUGGAGCGCGAAAAGUUAAAACUGCAGAGGAAGGUAGCAAGUAAUAAUAGUAAUAGUAAUGGUAGUAGUAGCAGUAAUAAAUUAUUAAACGCUGACGUAGCAAGUUUGCCAGUAAAGUCCUUGCCACUGUGCGAAAAGAAAAUGCUUAUUAAACAAAAUCAAGAUAAAUUAAAAACGCCAGAGAAAAAUUCCCAGGAAUUGUCAAUAGAAGUCAGAAGAAAAAGCGACGAUUUGGCGAGAGGCACAUCGGAAUCAAACGUAUGUCGCAUAUCUGCUGACAAAAAACUUUCAGCGAAUAUCGCUAAACAUACUAAUUUCACGCAUCUGCAAACUAAAAGCAAUAAAAAAGCGAUACCAAACAAUCUUAGCAUUCGAAUUUCUAACGUUACCGCUCCGAGUUCCACCGGAGCAAGUACGAGAACAGUCGAAGACCGCGAGAAGCAAUCUGCGAAAGAUAAACAGCAACAUAGAUCGGCCUUGAGAGCGUUAAGCAAAGAAGAGAUAAAUCGUAAAUGUGUGCAAGUACUGUUGAAGCCAGACACGGUCGAGCGAGUCGUCACUAUAAGUGACAAAUCGGCCUUGCAGCACGACACGAUAAUAAGCGUCGAUCAAAAUAAAAAUCCGGCCGAGCCAGAUGAUAAUACAGAAAUUAUAAAUGAAAAAAAUUUAAAUAAUGUCGAUGACAAUAAUACUAGUAAUUUUUCUAACGCCUCUACCGUGAAGCUUUUCAAUUUAUCCGUGAAUUCGAGCGAUAGUCGGCACGAAGAUACGAUGGAAACUACAGUCAUGCUUUCCCAGUGUGAAGCGGAACGUCAGCGAGAAAUUGAUCGUAAUACUUCAACGUCUGUACUUACAGAAAAUAAUAAUAGCAACAACGCCUCUCGUCAAUCUGACACAAUUGCUGAUGAUAAUAAUGGUAACGCGAGUGACGUUUGGGAUACGCUUAAAAAGGACGUUAAAGCGGAAUUGGAGUCCUUGACGAGUCUUUCAAAAUUGGAGCAAGAGCGAUACUUGAGAGAAACCGAGAACAAAUUAGUUACGAGACGGUAUAUGGUCUUAGAUCAUUUAGCAGAAAUGUCGGGGAACCUUCGUCAGUGGGACAUGGAGAAGGACGUGCAGAUUAUCCUGGCCAGCGAAGUGAGAAAACUUAAGGAACAACUGAAGAUAGCCGAGGAAAAAUUACAACAGCAGCGCGAUCGCGUUAGUAGCAUGGGCCCAAAGGUUUCAACCGCACGUCAAAAGAUCAAUGCUGGACGGCGCGAGUGCUUCAAGCUAUCUAGAAUUUGUUCGACCCUAGGUAACCGGCUCAUGGGAAAAAACUACAAGUUGCCAGAGGCAGUAGCUCAACUUUUGAGUGAUAAGCUUAAGGAGAUUGCUAAUCAUACCCGUCAGAUUACCAAGAAGAAGCGAUUCCAAUCUAAUGAUAUUUCUGAAAAUUCCUAUUCUAGUUUGUUACAAGAAACCUCCGAGUUAUCUAGGUACACGUGCACUGAGGAGAAUUUGUCGUUGCAAGAACAACCAACGAAUAAUGCAAAUGUGAUUGAUGAGGCGGGAUCAAAGAGCGAUAUUUCUCACUCGACGCAAUCUAAUGAAGAUAAGAGUUUAUCGAUAUUAGAAACUUUGUUGGAUUUCUCGCAAACGGUUCCAUUCCAAUCGACACCAGAGAAGAGGGAAGAAACAUCAGUAAAUCCAUCGGAACAUCGUAACGAAGAACAAAUGAUAUUCCUUAAUCAAGAUAGUGCGUCAUCGUCCGAACCAAAGCUGUACCAAAGUAAUCCUACAGAACAAAAUAAUAAGCAUACGGAAGAAAGUAGAACGGUCGAGUCUGAUCCCGCCGCAUCUUCAGAACUAAUGUCAUCAGCGAUGGAUUCUUCAAAUCAAGAAUACAAUGAACAAAAUAAUAAGAGAGUCUCGCCACAACUGCCAUCACCAUCACCAUCAGCAUCGCCAUCAUCGCCAUCGCCAUCGCUAUCACCUCCGCCAUCGCCAUCGCCAUCGCCAUCGCCAUUGCGAUCGCGAUUACCAUCGCCGACAACAAUGACGACAGAUACAACAACGACAAAUACAACGAUGACGACGACGACGACGACGACGACGACGAGGACGACGAAAACGAUUGCACCUUAUGUAUCGAUAUUGAUGCAUUUAAAGAAGCCAAGGAACAUCAAUCCCCAUGGAAUCCUGUGUCCGUACGAAUUAAUGGGCAUUUGCAGGGAUGAGGAUUGCCAAUAUAUUCACCAGUCGAGGAAUCAAAUCUGAAAUAAUACGUUACAUACUACUGAACAUAAUCAACGUGACAUACGUAAGGUGGUUCUAAUUUCUCGUCAAAUGUGUCAAUGUGGAUUGUACACUUUAUGUUGAUAGAGCAUCGGCUCGCAGAUUUCAUAAGUUCGCGCGUUUGGUUUCUUGAUUAUCUUGACUUUUGAAUUCUAAUCGCUUACGAUAUAUGUUAUAUAUAAGAUAGAAUCGCGUACAAAAGUAAAAAUAAAUGUACAGUAGCUUUGAUCGUUCCCCUUCAAGCAAGUGUCUUUGAUUUCGCAUUUGCAGGUAUCAUCGAUUAUCGUCUAGGAAGUAGAUAUAUCGAUAUAGGCGGGAUUAUGUUAUGCAGAGCCAACACCCGAAGAUCGGUAAGUUGUCUUCAUCCAUGGCAGGCUCUAUAGUGCACAGUACUGAAAUUAUGAAAUUAUUUCGCAAACAUCUUACAUUUUACGUAAGAUCUCUUUUUUAAAAAAGAAAGUCGUGCCACUACGGGGUUUCGAGCGGCAUAUUUUAUCGAAAGUUUAAAAAGAAUGUCUACGAGUGUAUAUAUUUUUUAUAACUGUAAGAAAAAAAAGUGUCAUAAACUGCAAGAUCAGUGUGGUAAAGAUAGAAGAAGAAUCUAUUGACCAUACUAAGAAGACUAAAUAUCGAAAAGAAGACAAGUCCAGCAAUUACGGAUCAUCAAUGGACAGUUAUUUUUUUCUUCGUACUUCGAUAUAAGUUACCUCAUAUUAAGGAAUCUUGUACCUGUAUAAUAAAAGUUGAAUAUUUUUUUCUUAA
This is a messenger RNA of Temnothorax curvispinosus, 7452 nucleotides long. Its product is annotated as microtubule-associated protein futsch-like. The record is from RefSeq and is a predicted model, not a curated record. The transcript has 6 exons. The coding region runs from base 478 to 6672 and encodes 2064 amino acids. Lineage: Eukaryota; Metazoa; Arthropoda; Insecta; Hymenoptera; Formicidae.